Molecule: messenger RNA, 4669 nt
Organism: Misgurnus anguillicaudatus (oriental weatherfish)
Lineage: Eukaryota; Metazoa; Chordata; Actinopteri; Cypriniformes; Cobitidae
Source: RefSeq, a predicted model, not a curated record
ACUUCCGAUUGCCGAGAGAAACAAUCGAGCAGAGGAAGGAAGGGAGACGUGCGUGCGACGGAGGGCGGUAAUAUCGCAAUUCAGCACUAUAAUAUUGAAGAUAUCAAAAUUAGAUUCCACAUUUGAAGCGUUUAAGAUUGAAGUCUUUCAUAUUCAGAUCUAUGGGUUUAUCAGAAUUUCAAUACAUUUUUAGUGUUAACCCUUUCGCGAUGGACUGACAGGCGGAUUCUCCUCAGACGACGCAAUCUACAUAUUUACGUUUUCCAAAGUUAAAGACUUUUUUGUCACCAGGAGGACUUCAAAGUGGAUCUUUAAGACAUGCGGAGCUCUGGACAGCAUUGACCGGCGGUCUCUACAAACAUGGAGCCUUGUGCCGAGUCUCAGGGUGAUCCUGAGAGAGCUCUGCAUCAUGCAGAGAACAAAGAACACCAUGCUGCUCCAGCUGCUCUGAUGCCUAGUGAUGAUGCAGCUCUUUUGACCCCGGGAAGGAUGAGUCAGCGUGGGAAGGAGGCGGGGCUGCACACGCCCAGUAAAGACCUGCUCUCAAGCCCCUCCCUCAGCCCGGGCGUCAGCUACAGUCAUGGUUUUGAUCGUAGCAAAGAGGAAAUUGUGCCUCUUAAAGAGGACUCCUUGCACUCCAUAUCCAAGAGCAAGUCGGAAACCAAACUCUAUAACGGCUCAGAUAAAGAUGUUUCAACUUCUGGAAUCAAACUCACCAAGAAGGAGUCACUUAAGGUGCAGAAGAAGAACUACAGGGAAGAGAAGAAACGAGCCGCUAAGGAACUUCUCAGUACCAUCACUGAUCCGUCUGUCAUUGUCAUGGCCGACUGGCUAAAGAUUCGUGGGACGUUGAAGAGCUGGACCAAAUUGUGGUGCGUGCUGAAACCGGGGGUUCUGCUCAUCUACAAAACCAAUAAGAACGGUCAAUGGGUCGGUACCGUGCUGCUCAACGCCUGUGAGCUCAUCGAGAGACCCUCCAAAAAGGACGGCUUCUGUUUCAAACUCUUUCACCCGCUAGAACAGUCAAUAUGGGCUGUCAAGGGUCCAAAAGGAGAAGCUGUAGGGUCAAUCACUCAGCCGUUACCCAGCAGUCACCUGAUCUUCAGAGCGGCUUCUGAAUCUGAUGGUCGCUGUUGGAUGGACGCUCUUGAAUUGGCCCUGAAAUGUUCGAGUUUGUUGAAGAGAACCAUGAUCAGAGAGGGCAAAGAGGAAAUCGGACAGACCACCGAACACCCCCACAUGAACUUCUACAGUCUGUUGCGAGCACACAACUUACAGGGAUUCCAGUUCAACGACAGCGAUCAGUUUAAAGAUCCCGACCUGUACUCGGAUAAGUCAGACCGAGAGAAUGAGCAGGAACAGGAAGAGUGGGAGAACGAAGUGAUGGAAAAGAGUGAGGAGUCGGACAGCGACACAUCUGAGCGGCAGGAAGACUCGUACGUUGACAUCGACUCCAAUGAGACUCUGCAGGAAACAACGUACAUGGAACAGAGCGAUGAGGAACUCGGAGAGGCUGGUGAGGCAUCACAGACAGAGACGGUAUCAGAAGAAAAUAAAUCUCUUAUCUGGACUCUGCUGAAACAGGUCCGGCCUGGCAUGGACCUGUCCAAAGUCGUCUUGCCCACCUUCAUCCUGGAACCGCGAUCCUUCUUGGACAAACUGUCUGAUUAUUAUUACCACGCUGACUUUCUGUCAGAAGCGGCUUUUGAAGAAAAUGCCUACGAUCGUAUGAAGAAAGUAGUCAAAUGGUACAUUUCUGGAUUCUACAAGAAGCCAAAGGGUUUGAAGAAACCCUACAACCCCAUUCUUGGAGAAACAUUUCGUUGUUUGUGGCUUCACGGCAAGACAAACAGCAAAACCUUCUACAUCGCUGAACAGGUAUCCCAUCAUCCUCCAGUGUCGGCUUUCUAUGUCAGUAACAGGAAGGAUGGCUUUUGCCUCAGCGGCAGCAUUCUGGCGAAGUCCAAGUUUUAUGGGAAUUCGUUAUCAGCCAUCUUGGAUGGUGAAGCCAGACUGACGUUUCUGAACAGAGGAGAGGACUAUGUGAUGAAUAUGCCGUAUGCACACUGCAAAGGUAUUUUGUAUGGUACUAUGACUCUGGAACUGGGCGGUCAGAUCACUGUCACCUGUGAGAAAACAGGCUACAGCGCUCAGCUCGAGUUCAAACUCAAGCCGUUUCUCGGCAGUAGUGAUAAUGUGAAUCAGAUCUUUGGGAAAAUCAAACUUGGAAAGGAGGUUCUUGCAACGCUGGAAGGCCAUUGGGACAGCGAGGUCUUCAUCAAUGAUAAGAAGACAGGGGAAGUGGAGACAUUCUGGAACCCAACGUUUGAGUUGAGACAGAGCCGACUGACCCGCUGCACGGUACCUUCUGAAGAACAGGGCGAGUUUGAGUCUGAGAGGUUGUGGCAACAUGUAACACGUGCCAUCAAUAACAAGGACCAGACAGAAGCGACCAACGAGAAGUUUAUCUUGGAGGAGGCACAGAGGAAGGCGGCACGCGAGCGCAAGGCAAAGUGUGAGGACUGGAUGCCCGUUCUGUUUGACCAAGACCCCGCCACAGGAGAGUGGCAUUACAGAUACGCUGACACUCGCCCGUGGGAUCCGCUCAACGAUCUGAUUCAGUUCGAGAAAGACGGCUGUAUUCAGACUAAAGUGCGCCACAGGACGCCUAUGGUACGUUCAGCCAGUGUAGUUAGUCUCAGUACCCAGCAGGGCACCCGGAGAGACAAUUACCUGAUCCAGGUAACAGGAGCAAAACGAAAACACAAGAGUGACAAACCCAAGAGUCCAGAAAGCGGCUGCUCGUCUCCAGAACCGGAUCAGCAGGACUCAUCAGGCAGCGAGAGGCACAAAAACAAACACAGCAGCCGCAUCAGGAAGAAGGGAACAGAUCUGAGUGAACUCCAAAGUGCCAUCGAGUCCAUCAGACAAACCCAGGAAGACAUUAACAGGACCGUCAACGCCCUGAGGAAUCGAGUGGCGAGUCAGCCGGCGACAGAGAGCUCGUUCCUCACUCAAAGAGACUUCACCAUCAUCCUCUUCCUCAUCUUCCUCCAGGUUAUCCUCAACUAUCUGUUUAAGUAACGCCACCUACUGCCAGGACCUUCAUAAGCCGUCUCAGCUUGAAAGAGGAUGGUGCCGGAAACCGAAACGUCACUCCAUGCCGUCAUCACACCCCCUCCCCUCAUCUAUCACUAUCGAUGUAAUCUCACAACACAUUGGCCUUUUACUUGAUUGGGUUUUUAUAUGAAUUUGUGUUGUGAUGGCCAUUUUAACCCUGCUACCUUCUCUUGAGGAGAAACGUUUUGUGGGAUGUUUUAGAAACGGUUGCAACCCUACACUAUUCAGACUGCAGUUUAAACACAUCACAUACAUUUGAACUUUACUAGACGCAAUUAAGGAUGAGUUAAUCUCACCUGUCAUAUACAUGUCAGGCUCAUAUAUCACCUCAUGAUCCAGAGAAAGAAAUAAGUAAUUAAUAAUUGAAUUAAAUACGUCUUUACUCAAAAUAUAAUUUAUUUUAGUUUUUUGACAUCGUCAUGCUUUUGAGAGAUUAACUUGAAUGUAAAACGUAACAAAGCAAAUCGAUUUUAUGACAGUUUUAUUAAGCGAAUGAAGGAAAUGAAUGACGUUACGAGUUGAGGUCAAUCUUGUAUUAUUUAAAACCGUUUCGGGAACAAAUUCACGGUAAUACCAGAAUAUAAAUUCUGCGUUUCGUACGUUCGAGUUGCUUGUCGACGGUAAUCGUUUUUAUUUAUAUGAACUGUUUCUGAAUGAUACUGAAGCGUGUACAGUAUACAGAGCAUCACAUUAACAGUCGCAUUUAAUAUUAAUAUGAGAAAACAGUAGAUUUAGGCGUAGUUCUCCUGUAGCAGGACGUAAUUUACUGUUGCGUACUCUCGUAGUUGCCACUGUUACAUCAUCUGACUUGAUGUACUUAAGCCAAAUAGUCAGCGAGUAGUUUAGAGGUCUUCACAUGAUGACAUCAUCUGUAUAUAGUAAAUAAUCCAAUUCACUUUUUUAUUUCUAGAGAAAUAUGUGUAUUAGCCAGAAAUGUGUAUCUUGCACACCUGUAGCCCACCGUGUCUUGUUCUGUGUUCGUUCGGUCACCUGAUCACUUGCACAGCGCCCAAUCAGAUGUUUGAAUGUGCUCAUGUCAAUAAUAACUAUUAAAAAUCGAUGUGCCUUUACAAGCAGGUCUUGAAUUGAAGAUGGGCCAGACUGAGUUUAAUGGACUGUUUAUUUCAUACAUUCUCUCUCUCUUUCUCUUCGGAUGAAUGUGCCAUAUUUAAUUUUAGAGAUACUUGUUUCAAGCCCAGCGUAUCAAACUGUCGCCCACUGUGAAUUUUAGUUUUUGUCUUCGAGCUAAAACCUGCCAUAGAUUUUUAAUCUUGCCCUCUUUGUAUUCACAAGGCACCAAUCCAGGGAUCAAACUGUACAAUCCAUCCCUCUUACGUUCAUUCACACCGUGCACUCUUUAGGCUUCUAGUUUGUUAACUUAUGUUUUUUUAUUAAACAGUUUUUACUCCAGGUGAUCCAUGUUUGCAUUCUGGUUAACCGUCACUCGAGAACAUUUCGUCUGUGCACAGAUGAUGCUUUAUUUGUAUUACAGAAAUAACUUCCUGUAAGGUCACCUGUGACAUCUCACCAAAUAAAUGGAAAGAUCGUA